AAUGACAUGAGUUUCUUCUGUCCGUUCCCCAGGGUGGUUCCUGCGUGUGCUGACAUGGGCUCAUUCUCUUGCCUCCCUGUUUGUCUGCUUGGUGCCUUAUGGCAGCUGGAAACAGUGUUCUGUGCUCAGCCUAACACAAGGACUUGAGAACUGAAGGAGACUCGAGGAACUCAGCUUGCAGUCUCUGACCAGCUCCUGGAGCACCAAAGGCCGAGAAAACUGGCUGCCAUGCCUGACCACACGGACGUCUCCCUCAGCCCGGAGGAGCGAGUCCGUGCCCUCAGCAAGCUGGGCUGUCAUGUCGCCAUCAGUGAAGACAUCACUCCUCGCCGCUACUUCAGAUCGGGAGUGGAGAUGGAGAGGAUGGCGUCUGUCUACUUGCAAGAAGGAAACCUGGAAAAUGCCUUCGUCCUUUAUAACAAACUCAUCACCUUGUUUGUAGAAAAACUUCCCAAUCACCGUGAUUACCAGCAAUGUGAAGUUCCGGAAAAGCAGGAUAUCAUGAAGAAACUGAAGGAAAUUGCAUUCCCAAGGACAGAUGAAUUGAAAAAGGACCUUCUAAAGAAAUAUAAUACAGAAUACCAAGACUACUUGCAAAGCAAAAACCAACACACAGCCGAGAUCCUCAAGAAACUGGAGCGUCAGCGGCUGAUCGAGGCAGAGAGGAGGCGGGUCGUCCAGAUGCGGCGGCAGCAGCUGGAGUCAGAGCAGUUUCUGGUUUUCGAAGAUCAGCUCAAGAAGCAGGAGCUGGCGCGAGGGCAGACCCGGAGCCCGGAGCGCCUGGGGCCGUGGGAGCAGGUGGAUGGCAGCGCCUUGUCCUGCCUCUCCGGGCACCGCAAGGAUCCCUCGCCCAACACGGAUGCCAGCGAGGCCACCGACCGUGCCAGCCACCCCCCUCUGGCCACCGGGGCCUUAAAGCCAGCGGCGACCCUCAGCGCCGUCCAGGAUUUGGUGGUUGAAGGACUGCGGUGUGUGGUCAUAGCAAGAGACCUUUGCCACAGGUUCCUGCAGCUGGCGGAAUCGAACACCGUGCGGGGGGUGGAGACCUGUGGCAUCCUCUGCGGGAAGCUGACGCACAAUGAGCUCACCAUCACCCACGUGAUCGUGCCCAAGCAGUCUGCGGGACCAGACCACUGCGACGUGGAGAAUGUUGAAGAGCUCUUCCGCGUGCAGGACCAGCACGGUCUCCUCACUCUGGGCUGGAUCCAUACGCACCCCACCCAGACCGCGUUCUUAUCCAGCGUGGACCUUCACACUCACUGCUCCUAUCAGCUCAUGCUGCCAGAGGCCAUUGCCAUUGUCUGCUCUCCAAAGCACAAAGACACCGGCAUCUUCAGACUCUCCGACGCUGGCAUGCUUGAGGUUUCUUCCUGUAAGAAGAAGGGUUUCCAUCCGCACACCAAGGACCCUCAGCUGUUCAGUAUAUGCAGACAUGUGUUGGUAAAAGACAUAAAAAUAGUUAUGUUGGAUCUGAGGUGAUAAAUUCUGAAGACUAGCACCAUGGACUCCAGACACCUGCCCAUGGACCAUAUGGUUGCCAGAUUUUAUGAAGCUGUUUCCAGAAAUGAUGCCAUUUUGUAUUUAUAUAUUUUAGACCAGAAAGUUUGAUAUUUAUUGCUUUUGCACAUCUUGACGUUUCCCUUCUGGGUUUCUCUGUCUCAGGAGGUCGCAGUGGUGUUGAAUCAGUGCCUCUCAGUCACCCAGAUGCUAAGGCCAGAUAAUAAACUGUGCUGCACACAG
Messenger RNA from Erinaceus europaeus (western European hedgehog), 1740 nucleotides. It is a transcript of the gene STAMBPL1, whose product is annotated as STAM binding protein like 1. Gene Ontology annotation, molecular function: K63-linked deubiquitinase activity; metal-dependent deubiquitinase activity; protein binding. Gene Ontology annotation, biological process: protein K63-linked deubiquitination. Gene Ontology annotation, cellular component: membrane; endosome. Bases 229 to 1479 code for a protein of 416 amino acids. The transcript has 11 exons. The record is from RefSeq and is a predicted model, not a curated record. Lineage: Eukaryota; Metazoa; Chordata; Mammalia; Eulipotyphla; Erinaceidae.